Branchiostoma floridae (Florida lancelet) is the source of this 1250-nucleotide messenger RNA. RefSeq lists its product as uncharacterized. The transcript is spliced from 4 exons. Bases 37 to 1215 code for a protein of 392 amino acids. The record is from RefSeq and is a predicted model, not a curated record. Lineage: Eukaryota; Metazoa; Chordata; Leptocardii; Amphioxiformes; Branchiostomatidae.
UUACCAGUUCAGGGAACUGUGGCGGCUGCAGUCGCUAUGUACCGCUUCGUGGCCUGGGCGAGUAACGUGAAAAACGUGGUGGUAGAGACAACUUGUCGGAUCGGCAGGGCUGUGUGUUGCUGUUCAUGUUGCGGAGAUGAGGACUCCACAAACGGAGACUGGGUGUACCGGGAGCCAACAGGUAUUCAGGAGGUCCCUCCCUACAUUGAUCUAACGGGUUCGUCUCUGACGUUAGACGAAACAGUAGAGAGAGACCCGGGUUCUGUAAAUGAGAAAAGUAGGUUUUGUUUUAGCGGAGAAGGUCCGGAGACGGAUGAGGUGGCAGUGACGGUUUCCUCGGCUGGUGUCGUCAUCACAGAGCAACCCCGUGCCUUGAAAGGCGACAUGGCGAUCGCUGAAGUCAAGUUGACGGCAACAGACGACGAAGUUUCGGCUGUGCCGGAAGAUGUCUCUCUACAGGAUGAGAUUGCAAACGCCGUCCCUACGAAUGCCGUUCCGCCGAAUGAAUGCGGAGUUUCAAAGGAGCCCUUCCAGGAGGUGGCAACGUCGUCGGCUGACGACCACGGGCAUGACGAAUCAGAAGUGAAGCAGAGCGCCAACUUGCACAAGAAGGAUGUCUCAACGGCUGACAACCCUGUUGUUGAUAACGACGAUGAUGAUGAUGAUGGGGAAAACGGCGUCUUCCCAAGCUUCUCUCUUGUUCAGACCAUCAACAACAAGAAGAGCCCUGGCCAACACAGCCCGGGUCGUCGCGGCGCCAGUCCCUCCGUAUCUGCCCCAGCCCUGCAGCGGGACUACGAGAUGAAUCCUUCGGGCGCAGGUCCACUGGAGCGCCGAGGAGAGAAGGUGUCUCCGCGCGGUGGUGCCGGCAUCAACCUGCUGAAGACCGCGAGUCUCAACUCCUUCCUGUCGUCCGUUAAGGCGAACAAGUCGUCACUGCAUGCCACGAUGUUGGAUGCUGCAGACUUCGGGCUGGAGUUCCUACCGGCCUGCAGGCCCGCCCUACCGCGUCAGGGAAGCACACCGCCCGGACUGAGCAGGUACCAGGUCCUGGUCGGGAAAACCUGGCUCAGCAAGCUGACCGCCAUCGGGCGCAAGCGCCACCAUGGGGCCAAGCGGCGAAAGGCAAAGAUAAAGGACAGAGAGCGCCUGGUUACCCAGACGACGGAUGGGAUUCGGGUGGUGAUUGAGUUUGGUGAGAGCACCACCCUGUGAAGAAGGCAAAAAGUGCAGGAAGAGAAGUCACUAAA